Messenger RNA from Neurospora tetrasperma FGSC 2508, 849 nucleotides. RefSeq lists its product as uncharacterized. The record is from RefSeq and is a predicted model, not a curated record. Bases 142 to 654 code for a protein of 170 amino acids. Lineage: Eukaryota; Fungi; Ascomycota; Sordariomycetes; Sordariales; Sordariaceae. The transcript is spliced from 3 exons. Gene Ontology annotation, molecular function: calcium ion binding. Gene Ontology annotation, cellular component: cytoplasm.
AUUUAACCCACCCGCGUCCCAACGUCUGAAGGUCUCUUCCUUUCGAUUUCGUCUUCGUGCCCUUGUUUUCCCCAAGUCCAUCAACCACCAACCUCGAUACCCUCAUCCUCUUUCUGCAACGCAGUCCACAAAUCAGUCAAAAUGCUUAUUUACUCUGAUAUCAUCACCGGCGACGAGAUCAUCUCGGACUCCUACGACCUCAAGGAGGUCGAUGGCAUCGCCUAUGAGGUCGACUGCGCCAUGAUUGAGGAGGGCGCCGUCCAGGUUGACAUUGGUGCCAACGCCUCCGCCGAGGAGGCCGACGAUGCCCUUGAGGACACUUCCGUCAAGGUCAACAACGUUGUCCACUCCUUCCGUCUCCAGAGCACCCAGUUCGACAAGAAGGGCUACCUCGUCUACCUCAAGGGCUACAUGAAGUCCGUCAAGAACGCCCUCAAGGAGCAGGGCAAGUCUGACGAGGAGAUCAAGGACUUCGAGACCAAGGCCAGUGCCUUCGCCAAGAACGUCAUCCUCGCCAAGUUCAAGGACUGGGAGUUCUACACCGGCGAGUCCAUGAACCCCGACGGCAUGGUUGUCCUCCUCAACUACCGCGAGGACGGCACCACCCCUUACGUCGUUGUCUGGAAGCACGGCCUCAAGGAGACCAAGGUCUAAAUUACGCGUUUUUGUCUUAGCGGCGCAAUUUGGAUCGGGCCUGUGGUUUUCGGGAAACAAAAUACAACAAAUUUCUGAAACGAUAUCCCCCAAUUUUUUUCUUCUACUUGAGUUACGAUGAUGAUAUGGAGCGAUAAGACCCAAAAAUGAAUUGACGACUUCCGAAAGUAUUCAAUAAACGCGCUUUCCGUACCA